Poecilia latipinna (sailfin molly) is the source of this 1407-nucleotide messenger RNA. RefSeq names its product testis enhanced gene transcript (BAX inhibitor 1) (gene tmbim6). The coding region runs from base 165 to 878 and encodes 237 amino acids. NCBI's taxonomy places the organism in Eukaryota, Metazoa, Chordata, Actinopteri, Cyprinodontiformes, Poeciliidae. Gene Ontology annotation, biological process: negative regulation of apoptotic signaling pathway; cellular response to unfolded protein; negative regulation of RNA splicing. Gene Ontology annotation, molecular function: enzyme binding. The transcript has 10 exons. The record is from RefSeq and is a predicted model, not a curated record. Gene Ontology annotation, cellular component: mitochondrial membrane.
UGACAUCAGCAGACUGACUCGAUCUGACUGACACGUACUGGUUUGUUAAGAAACUGUAGCAGCGAACGAUCCAGGAAAGAUCCCGAACAUUUCGGAAGGCAGAGCCCAGUAGGAGGCAUUGUUGGAUCAAAACACUCUUAAGAUCCUGAAUACCUGAUACCAUCAUGAACGUGUUUGACCGCAACAUCAAUAUUGAUGCCAUCUUCAGGUUCUCCCAAAUAUCUCAUUCCACCCAGGUGCACCUGAAGAAUGUGUACUCCAGCUUGGCUGUCUGUAUGUUUGUGGCCGCAGCCGGCUCAUAUGUUCACGUGGUCACCCGCCUUUUGCAGGGCGGCGUGUUGUCUGUGAUCGGCUCGUUGGCCAUGAUGUUCUGGCUCGCCAUGACACCCCACAACCCUGAGACAGAGAAGAAGAGACUGGGAAUCCUUGCUGGAUUUGCCUUCCUCACAGGCGUCGGCCUUGGCCCCACACUGGACUUUGUCAUCACGGUCAACCCGAGCAUCAUCAUGACAGCCUUCCUGGGAACCUCAGUGAUUUUCAUCUGCUUCACUCUGAGCGCGCUCUAUGCAAAACGCAGGAGCUACCUGUUCCUGGGAGGCACUCUGAUGUCCGGCCUCUCCAUCCUCUUCCUCAUGUCUCUGAUGAACAUCUUCUUCGGGUCUAUGAUGUUGUUCAAGGUGCACAUGUACCUCGGUCUGUUGGUCAUGUGCGGCUUCGUCCUCUUUGACACUCAGCUCAUCAUCGAAAAGGCAGAGAACGGAGACAAGGACUACGUGUGGCACUGUGUGGACUUGUUCCUGGAUUUUAUCACAAUCUUCAGAAAGCUGAUGAUCAUCUUGGCCAUGAAUGAUAAGGACAAGAAGAAAGAAAAGAAGUAAAACCUGAUGGAAUCGGUUGUCAAACAUUAAAAUCAGAAAAGGCACAAUUUGCGAUGCACUUGGUGCUUUUUUUUUUUUUUUUUUUACUUUCUCCUUUUCUCAAUCUAACUCUUAUGUGGUCUUAUGUUUUUGUUUUUUUGAUUGACUUAUUUUUGAAACUUACAAGGGUUGAAUGUAAGUUUGUGGUACCCUGAUGGUAGUUCCAUGUUGGCUGUGGAGAACACAACACUGCAGUGAUCAGGCUCGGCCUGUAGAGGGGGGUGUUGCCUAACAGGCCCCGAUUCUGAGCAGCGCUUGAAGUUUCUAUUACUGUUAUUUAGUGCCAUAAAUUAAGACAAUAGACUCACUUUUAAGACUCAUGUAAGAUUCAGAAGCUGAAUACUGUUUAAUUUCUGUUUGAUUGCUUAUUUAUAGUUUUCCUCAGUUCACAGUGGUGAAAUGUAAGAUUAGUGUCCCAUGAUUUAGAGAAAAUAACCUUUUUUAGUUUUUUUUUUCCUUUCUGUUUUUCCCUGUUUUGUGUAAGAAAUAA